AUGGAUAGUUCAACAACGAAGUCGUCAUCCGCGUCUGCGUCCCACCUAUGCGUUCUGGUACACGAAGACCAGCUCGUGGUGUAUUCAGCUAAGCGCAAUACUGGGUCGCUGACUUACGAUGGCAUCGAGAUUGGCGCGGAGCGAGUGACAAGAGAGGUGGAGGAUGUCCUGGAGCAGCUCGCCAGGGAUGGACACAACAUUACAAAAUUCUCCAUUGUCGGAUACUCGCUGGGUGGCCUCGUUGCUCGUUAUGUGGUCGGAUUGUUAUAUCACAAAGGUUACUUUGAGAAGAUAUCGCCCGUCAACUUCACUACGUUCGCCACGCCUCACCUUGGUGUAAGGACUCCUCUGCUUGGAUAUCAGAACCAUCUGUGGAACGUCUUGGGCGCUCGGACUCUGUCAACGUCAGGUCGACAGCUGUUCACCAUCGACAACUUCCGCGAUACAGGUCGACCUUUAUUGGCCGUCCUUGCCGAUCCCGAGAGCAUCUUCAUUCAUGCUCUGAGCACGUUCAAGAACAGAACAUUGUACACCAACAUCGUUAAUGACCGGACUGCCGUAUAUUAUACGACCGGUAUAGCUCGGAAAGAUCCCUACACAAACCUGGACAAAGUCAAGUUGAACUACGUCAAGGGAUACGAGCCAGUUCUGCUUGACCCUGAUCACCCGGUCGAGCGGGCGCCCGAAGCAGAGUUACCCACCUUUUAUCAACGAAUACAACAAGGAGGUCGCACAUUCGCUCGAAGAGCACCAAUUGUCCUUGCAUUGUGCAUCCUCGUCCCGAUUGCGAUUAGCGUCUUCCUCGCCAAUUCGGCGUACCAGACAGUACGGAGUCGAAAGCGGAUCCAGCUCCACGAAAGGGACAGUGAAGGUCUUGGCUUUGGCGUCUACCGCAUCCCGUACGUUGUUCAGGAGAUGCGAGUGGGCUUGGAGGACGCCUUUGAGAAUGUGAACUCGGCACAGACACCAGACAUGCUGCCAGACGGUUCAGAAGAGCUGAGUGGAGAGCCCACGUCCCCAUUGCUGGACAGAGUCGACACGGCAGAGUCCAUCCUCUCCGAGAAGUCGUGUGAAACAAGCAGCAGGCAGCCUGAGUUCCCCACACUGGCGCUAACGCCCGACCAAUUCUCGAUGAUCAGUGCGUUGGACCAGGUGGGAUGGAGGAAAUUUGGCGUCCAUAUCACCAAAAGUUCGCACAGUCAUGCAGCAAUCAUUGUACGCACAGCUCGGGCAGCAUUUGAAGAGGGCAAGCUGGUAGUCAAGCACUGGCUUACCGAGGAGUUUGAGGUCUGA
This is a messenger RNA of Cyphellophora europaea CBS 101466, 1293 nucleotides long. RefSeq lists its product as uncharacterized. Gene Ontology annotation, molecular function: monoacylglycerol lipase activity. The record is from RefSeq and is a predicted model, not a curated record. NCBI's taxonomy places the organism in Eukaryota, Fungi, Ascomycota, Eurotiomycetes, Chaetothyriales, Cyphellophoraceae. The transcript has 2 exons. Bases 1 to 1293 code for a protein of 430 amino acids.